AAAUGCUCGUAACACACCCAACAUGCAACCCCCCUAUUCGCUCUGUCAAAACGUCUCCUCCACAAACUGUCUUCCAAUCCCAAACCAUCGCCUCUCUCUCCGUUUGUGUAUAUAUAUAUAUAUAUAUAUCUACAUAAAGUAUUUGUGUGUAUUGGAUGAGUUAGCGAGUUGACUGGGAGGUCGAGUAAGCGUGGUGGUGGUGGAGAACCGACCAUGACUCGGCGGUGCUCUCAUUGCAGCCACAACGGUCACAACUCCCGGACGUGCCCGUCGAGAGGCGGAGGAGGAGGAGGAGGAGGAGGAGGAGGAGGAGGAGGCGGCUGCGUCAAGCUCUUCGGCGUGCGGCUCACCGAUGGCUCGAUCAUCAAGAAGAGCGCCAGUAUGGGAAAUCUCUCGGCUCACUACCAUUCGUCGUCCUCUGCCGCGGCUUCGCCCAAUCCUGGCUCGCCUUCUUCGGACCUUCUCCGCGAGCCGGUUCACGUGCCCGAUGGAUACCUCUCUGACGAUCCUGCUCAGGCCGCGUGUUCCUCCAGUCGCCGUUCCGAACGCAAGAAAGGAGUUCCAUGGACAGAAGAGGAACAUCGCCUGUUCUUGCUUGGUCUCCAGAAGUUAGGGAAAGGAGAUUGGCGUGGGAUAUCUCGUAAUUUUGUCACAUCAAGAACUCCCACCCAGGUAGCAAGCCAUGCUCAGAAACAUUUUAUCAGGCAGAACAAUGCUACACGAAGAAAAAGGAGAUCCAGUCUGUUCGACAUGGUUCCUGAAAUGGGCACUGAUCUUCCAACAAUGCCAGAAGAACAUUUCAUGCUCCCUCCCUCCGGAGCUGAGGAAACUGAUAAACCAAAGUCGGUACCUUCACUAGAGCUCUCUCUCAACCCAGAAUUCGAACCCAUGGAGUCCUCUUCUAAUGAAAAGGCGGAAGAAACCAAAGAAGCUGCAACACCAUCGGGUGAAAUCUCUACAGUAAUCCCUGCAUUCUUCCCGGCUUAUCUACCCGUCUCCUUUUCACUGUGGCCGCCAAAUGCAGUAGCCCUUCCUGAAGGAGGGACCGCAGCAGAAGCAUCUCAUCAUCAGGUCCUUAGGCCGAUUCCCAUGCUCCCGAAACAGCCAGUAAAUGUGGACGAGCUGGUCGUCAUGUCCCAGCUCAGCCUCGGAGAGACUGAAACUGGAAAUGCAGAGCCAUCUCCUCUUUCGCUGAAGCUGUUGGGAGGGGCAUCAAGGCCAUCGGCGUUUCACGCGAGCACCUCAGUGAAUGGAUCGGAUGUAAGCAAAGGCAAGGGAAAUGCAAUUCAAGCAGUCUGAUUAAAGGUGAAGCAGGUUGUUUUUUAAUUAGAUUUCUAAUUAUUUUUGGUCUAUUUUUAUUGUAAAAUCACCUGCUGUUUCUUGUCGAGUCUUUGUUUUACUGAUGUCUUCAGUAGCAGGUAGUUAAUUUUAUGGUUCUUAGAAUGACUCGUAGGUUAAUAUUGUUGGAAAUAUUUAUUCUUUGCUACAGAUAAGAAUCCCCCAAAUAAUUAUAUCAAUCCGAGGACAGCAGGGACUUUUUUCCUUUUAA
Messenger RNA from Diospyros lotus (date-plum), 1549 nucleotides. Its product is annotated as transcription factor MYBS3. Gene Ontology annotation, biological process: response to auxin; response to ethylene; response to gibberellin. Gene Ontology annotation, molecular function: DNA binding. Lineage: Eukaryota; Viridiplantae; Streptophyta; Magnoliopsida; Ericales; Ebenaceae. The record is from RefSeq and is a predicted model, not a curated record. The transcript is spliced from 3 exons. Bases 214 to 1299 code for a protein of 361 amino acids.